Messenger RNA from Alternaria atra, 522 nucleotides. RefSeq lists its product as uncharacterized. The record is from RefSeq and is a predicted model, not a curated record. The transcript has 2 exons. The coding region runs from base 1 to 522 and encodes 173 amino acids. NCBI's taxonomy places the organism in Eukaryota, Fungi, Ascomycota, Dothideomycetes, Pleosporales, Pleosporaceae.
AUGCCGCUAUCCACAGAAAAUGGUUCUCGGAAAUCAACAGAGACAGACGCACAGCAAUCAAGAGACAUGUGGGCUCCGCGGCGAUCCAGUGAAAGUGGGCGACUUAGCGACGAAGCCGUUCCACUUUCUCAGAUGGGCGACGUUGACGCGCUCAUCAAAUGGAACGCCCACGACAACAAGCGAAAAGGUAACCAAGCGCGCAAAGGAAAAGACCCACCAGUAUUGCACAAGCUCACGAGAGAACACAUCCGAGCUUGGAAAAGCGCCGCCAACGAUUACAAGGUCAACUUUCCCCGCGUCAACCUAUGGUCAUGCAUGUACUGCCUUCACUACAUCGACUACCACAAGCGACCACGAUAUUCGCGUUUCCGUUGCGCGGAACGGGAGUGCGUGGGCAGAGGCAAAUUGCAAGUGAACUAUCUUUGGAAUAUCACCGAAAGCGUUCCUGUGUAUGUCGAUGGUCGGAGCAAGUUGUUAGGGCGAUCUUGGGCGCGCCCAUGGGAGGAUGUCGGUGACAUCUAG